CCCCUCCACACUCCACCCAGCAAUGAUCCAGUGAAACUAGGAGGAGGUGAUUCUCCUCCUCCCUCCCGCUGCUGCUCCCGCUGCUCCGGAGGGGACUGCAGGAAUCCACGCUCCGCUCCCAGGCAGCGCAGCGGGGGGAGCGGGGGGCCGCGCGGUCCCCGGCCAUGGGCAAGGACCAGGAGCUGCUGGAGGCCGCCCGCACGGGGAAUGUGGCUCUGGUGGAGAAACUCCUGUCUGGGAGGAAAGGAGGGAUCCUGGGCAGUGGAUCCGGAGCUAUUCCCUUGUCCAGCUUGCUGAGCAUCUGGCGUGGACCAAAUAUAAACUGCACAGACAGUUCAGGUUAUACUGCUUUACAUCAUGCAGCUUUGAAUGGACACAAGGAUAUAGUUCUCAAAUUACUUCAGUAUGAAGCAUCAACUAAUGUGGCAGAUAAUAAAGGUUAUUUUCCUAUUCACUUGGCUGCUUGGAGAGGAGAUGUAGACAUUGUGAAGAUUCUCAUCCAUCAUGGGCCAUCUCACUCCAGAGUGAAUGAACAGAACAAUGAAAAUGAAACAGCAUUGCAUUGUGCAGCUCAGUACGGUCAUUCAGAAGUAGUUGCUGUUCUGUUGGAAGAGCUAACAGACCCUACAAUAAGGAACAACAAAUUAGAAACACCUCUGGAUCUGGCAGCACUUUAUGGACGUCUGCGUGUUGUAAAAAUGAUCAUAAAAGCAUAUCCAAACCUGAUGAACUGUAAUACAAGAAAACACACGCCUUUGCAUCUUGCUGCACGAAAUGGCCACAAAGCUGUUGUGCAGGUGCUUCUGGAGGCUGGAAUGGAUGUCAGCUGCCAAACAGAAAAAGGGAGUGCACUACAUGAAGCAGCCCUGUUUGGAAAGGUGGAAGUGGCACGCAUUUUGCUUGAAACAGGAGUUGAUACCAACAUAAAAGACAGUUUGGGUAGAACAGUUUUAGAUAUUCUUAAAGAGCAUCCCUCUCAACAAUCACUCCAAAUUGCUGCUCUGCUUCAAGAAUAUAUGGAAACAGGAAAUGCAAGUGUUUCAGAGGAACGCCCACUGGAAGGUGCAGAACAUCAGUCUUGCAUUUUGUCUCCAGAAGUUCCUCCAUCUCCAAAGGCUAAAAGUGAAGCUGUGACUGGAGAAUUAUCAAAGCUCUUAGAUGAAAUCAAAUUGUGCCAAGAAAAGGAAUACUCUUUUGAAGAUCUGUCUCAUACAAUAUCAGACCAUUUUCUGGACAAUUUUAGUAAAAUAUCAGAGGAAGAACUUAUGACCAGUGGAAUCCAAACCAAGCUUAAUGUAAGGCCUUCUUCAAUGUGUUUAUCACCAAGAGAGGAUGAAGAAGAUGAUGGAGGUGAAAAUACUUGUGGUCCUUCAGGUUUAUGGGAGGCAUUGACACCUUGUAAUGGAUGCAGGAACCUCGGAUUUUCCAUGCUUGCACAGGAAUCUUAUUCAAAGAAGAGAGGUUAUGCAUUGGAAGGUAUACCCUCUGUACCUCUGGAUGCAGUUCCUUCAGAAAAUGACAGCAGUCUUUGUGAUUUGAUAGACAUAGCAGUGACCAAAAAGCCUUGUUCUUUAGAGAUAGCAAGAGUAUCUUCCUCAAGACCAGAUAAUGCACCUCAGGUAGCAAUUACUGCACCAGGAUCUGGUAGCCAUAGAAACAGCUCUACAGGUCCAACACCAGACUGCUCUCCUCCAUCACCAGACACUGCUCUUAAAAACAUAGUAAAAGUUAUACGUCCUCAGCCCAAGCAGCGCACAUCAAUAGUAUCUUCUCUGGAAUUUCACCGAACAAAUCACAGCCAUGACUAUUUUGAAAUCAACUCAUCCAUUGCUUCUCCAAGUUUUAUUUCUACUCCUGCAAUCAGUCCAGCUAACUAUUCCUUUGGAUCUCUAGAAGACAAUGCUGAAGAGAGAGAACUUCCAGAGCGUCUUUGUCAGGGAGAAACGUCCACUGAAAGUGAGCUUCCUGAAGGUAACCCUACUGAGCAGUUUGCGGGCUUACUUCAUGGCUCAUCACCUGCAUGUGACCCACCUGAUAACCCACUCCAGCUGUACAGCAAGAGAAACCAGUGCAGUAGUCCACUGGACAAAAGCAUUUUGAGCAAGAGCACAAUGCAGCAGAUGCAGCUACGGAAAGAAAGCAACACUGAUCCUCCUGUUAAGAAAAAGAAGCCACCAGUUGUAAACAGAACCAUAUUUCAUUCUAAAACUAAACCAGUAGAAAAUCAUACACUGGUUGGCACAUCAACGAGGAUAAGCGAACAGUGGGUGAUUACUACUGGAGGAUUUGUUGAGCGAGCAUGCACACUUGGGAGAAUACGAUCUUUACCAAAGACUUUGCUUGAAAUGCAUUUGUGCAAAAAUGUUUCAAAAUCUGAUUCUAAUCUUAUCACCCAUCCACCAAGUGGCAAAAAAGCAAGAAGCAACUGGAGUGAACCCACACCAAGUCAACAGUGCUCCAAAGGAAAUUCUGAGAGAACGCCUUCCUUCACAUCAGAAUGGGAAGAAAUUGAUAAAAUCAUGAGUUCCAUAGAUGCUGGAAUUAAUACUGGACUUGGAGAGAUGAAUGAUCACAUUACAAGACCCCGAUGCCCUGUCCAGACAGUGGGACAAUGGUUGGAAAAUAUUGGGCUACCUCAGUAUGAAAACCACUUGCUGGCUAAUGGAUUUGACAAUGUGCAAUUUAUGGGAAGCAAUGUAAUGGAGGACCAAGAUCUCUUGGAAAUAGGAAUACUUAACUCUGGACAUAGACAGAGAAUACUCCAAGCAAUUCAGCUUCUCCCAAAGAUGAAGCAGAUCGGUCAUGAUGGCUACAACCCUGCCUCUGUAGCUGAAUGGCUGGAUUCCAUUGAACUGGGUGACUAUACCAAAUCCUUUCUAAUUAAUGGCUAUACAUCGAUGGACCUUGUGAAAAAAAUCUGGGAGAUUGAAUUAAUUAAUGUCUUAAAAAUUAGCUUGAUUGGUCAUCGGAAGCGUGUUCUGGCAUCCUUGGGAGACCGGCUGCACGAAGAUCCUCCUCAGAAGCCACCUCGUUCAAUAACCCUCAGGUCCUCUGUCUGUGAGAUCUGGACCAACCAGAAUGCAGGAUAUCCUUUCUCAUCGAUCCAUCAGGUUCAUAAUACGGGAGAUUGGGGAGAGCCUUCAAUUACCUUACGACCUCCAAAUGAAGCCACUGCAUCAACACCUGUACAAUAUUGGCAACAUCAUCCAGAGAAACUCAUCUUCCAGUCAUGCGAUUAUAAAGCAUUUUAUUUAGGUUCUAUGCUGGUAAAAGAGUUAAGAGGCACAGAGUCAACACAGGAUGCAUGUGCAAAGAUGAGGAAGUCUACGGAACAAAUGAAGAAAGUGCCAACCAUUGUCCUGUCUGUCUCAUACAAAGGAGUCAAAUUUAUUGAUGCAACAAAUAAGAAUAUUAUUGCUGAACAUGAAAUCCGUAACAUUUCCUGUGCUGCACAAGACCCUGAAGACCUUUCUACAUUUGCGUACAUCACUAAAGACUUGAAGACCAAUCACCACUACUGCCAUGUAUUUACUGCAUUUGAUGUGAAUUUAGCUUACGAAAUCAUUCUCACACUAGGACAAGCAUUUGAGGUGGCCUAUCAGCUUGCACUACAAGCACGAAAAGGGGGCCAUUCUUCAACCCUCCCCGAGAGCUUUGAAAAUAAACCCUCCAAACCUAUUCCAAAACCACGUGUUAGUAUUCGGAAGUCAGUGCAGAUAGAUCCGUCUGAACAAAAGACUCUUGCGAAUCUACCAUGGAUUGUUGAACCCGGACAAGAAGCCAAAAGAGGCAUUAAUACCAAGUAUGAAACUACCAUUUUCUGAUACAAAACUGUCCCCCUAUUCCCUUGUUGUGCCUUGCACUCCAAGCAGUCACAGCACAGCCUUUCCUUUAUGGCAAAGUUUCAACCCAGCAGAGAGGAAGACUGCACUGUAUGCGUGGCCUUGUAACUAACAAAAAAGGCUGAUAGUCAUUUCUGGUGAUGUUCUUCUUCCUGCAGCACUGACAGAAGAAUGACACUAUACGAAGACUUUUAAAAUUACAGUCCACAAGAGGAGUGAGAAACCUUAUUUUUCACGCAGUUCUCCCUUGUGACUCUGCCACAGUGCUUUCUUUGACUUCUUAUUUUAGAAUUCUACUUUUUAAAAAACAAAAGGUCUCUAAACUAACACUAAUGCUGCCUACGAGUAGGAUAUUUGAUUGGUUUUUUAUUUAAAUCUUGGCAGUUUUUAAUUGAAAUAUAAACCAGAAUUAAUAAAUAGAGUAUUUGUGAAACCACUGAAUUCAUUAAUAUUUGCUGUGUUGAAUAAAGAACUCAUUAAAGUGACGAGAAAUUAGGUACCCUGAUUUCUGUGUGCGCUGGUUUUAUAUGUAAUCAUUGGUGUCCUUUGAUCCUCUGCAGAACAGGAACCUCUUGAACUGUAACAAAGGAUCAGAGUUUUAUGAAUGGUUAGAAGAAAGGUAUUAAUAACGCACAGAAAACAUUUAUUAGAUAUUUUUAUGAAAGAGAAGUACUAUAGGAAAACAUGAGAGUAUUUAUGGAAAGGAAGCCAGAUUAAUUAUGACAAAUGUUGUUUAUUUUAAGGUUAAUUAAACCAUUGCUAUUGCAGCAUUAUGAAAAUUAUAGAAGUUGUAGCAUCAGUGCACUGGAUGUUCCAUGUCACCAGUCUGAAAUGGAAGUGGAAUGGUCAUUCUACCAUUCUACUCCACUUACAUACACUUUAUGCAGUUUGACAUUGCUAUAGCCAUGAAUUCUAUUCGUAUUUUUUAAAAUAAUCUCAGUGGUUCUAA
Molecule: messenger RNA, 4791 nt
Organism: Meleagris gallopavo (turkey)
Lineage: Eukaryota; Metazoa; Chordata; Aves; Galliformes; Phasianidae
Source: RefSeq, a predicted model, not a curated record